Messenger RNA from Sphaeramia orbicularis (orbiculate cardinalfish), 3018 nucleotides. It is a transcript of the gene sack1b, whose product is annotated as family with sequence similarity 83 member B. The transcript has 5 exons. The record is from RefSeq and is a predicted model, not a curated record. Bases 120 to 2876 code for a protein of 918 amino acids. Gene Ontology annotation, molecular function: protein kinase binding. Gene Ontology annotation, cellular component: cytoplasm; membrane. NCBI's taxonomy places the organism in Eukaryota, Metazoa, Chordata, Actinopteri, Kurtiformes, Apogonidae. Gene Ontology annotation, biological process: signal transduction.
CAGCUUUCUCACAUACUGAGAUCCUAAGAUGAAAAGACAUAUCUGAGUGGGAUAUUGUGGGAGCAGUGGAAAGAAAAGAAGUUCAUUAUCUAAAUGUCCUACUGCAGCAAGGUCCAGUAAUGGAUUCCUCACAUUUUUCCCUGCUGUCUUCCUUGAGAGGAGAACUCAAAACUGAGGACUACAUCCAGCCUCACUAUAAGGAGGCUUACCGCCUGGCAAUUGAUCGUCUAUUGAGCGGCGGCAGAGACAGUUACCAGGAGUUUCUUAAGGAUGAGCGUGUUGGGAGUUUUCUCUCAGAGGAAGAGCUUGUAUUCAUCACCACAAACGCACAACAACCCCCACCUGAAAGUCACACAGAAGAAAUCAAUGGCCCUUCAGACAGUCAAUCAAACAAAUCAUCAUCAGGGACAUACUGGCCGAUGCUCUCUGAUGUGGAAACACCAGAUUUGGAUUUAGGAUGGCCAGAGGUCAUGCAUGAAAGGGUUCAGACGAAUGUAGAUCUGCUCUUUCACCCGCCGAGACAAAACAACCCUACAAUCAAGGAGGUGAUUCGGAAGCAUAUUCAGGAUGCCAGACAGGUCAUUGCCAUUGUGAUGGAUAUAUUCACCGAUGUAGAUCUUUUCAAAGAAAUUGUUGAUGCAUCCAAACGAGGAGUUCCAGUAUAUGUGCUACUGAGUAAUUUCCAUUUGAAAAGUUUCCUCACAAUGGCUGAAAAGCAGGACAUAAACAUUCAACAACUCAGGAAUAUGAGGGUGCGUGCUGUAAAAGGUCAGGAGUACCUCUGUCGAUCAGGAGCUAAAUUUCAUGGGGCAAUGGACCAGAAGUUUGUUUUAGUUGACUGCUACACAGCCAUCUAUGGCUCAUACAGCUUCACAUGGUCUUAUGAGAAGAUUAAUCUGAGUAUGGUGCAGAUCAUCACAGGCCAUCUGGUGCAGGCCUACGACGAGGAGUUUCGGACACUUUAUGCUCGGUCAAUUGUGCCAGUUGAGCUGUGCCCUCCAGAGGGCUUGUUCCAACACAAUGGGUCUCAAGGACAACAGAUUUUGCCAAAAUGUGUCACAAAUUCUGGCCCAAAACUGGAAAGGAAUCAUUUGAGGCACACACUGGACAUGGUCUAUCGAAAGACUUGUGAGAGGAGACUAAGCACAAAAGAAUUUAAUGAGGAACUCUGUGAAGAAGAAACACUUGGGCCUUUGGAGAAUGGAAUUGGUGUCCACACACAGAUGCAUGACUUACAAUCUGCAGAGAUGAAUUACUUGAAAAGGCACAGCUAUGCCGGGGAGAGACAGGAUGGAUGUAUUCCACAAAAUGUCCGGUCUAGAGCCAGCAACUGGAAUAUCUCUGGAGAUACAGGGCCAAACAACUACCCCACGGACAAUUAUUUACACACAUCACCAAUAUACAGAAGUCAACAAAUACGUCAGUCGUACAAUGGUAACGAUAAGCACAUCCUUGCAAUGCAGCAGAACAUGCCAACUCUGGAUAAUACAUCCAAGUCAUUUUUGCGCUCAUGGAGGAUUGAGUCAUAUCUAAACAAUGCUGACAUCCCAUCUGGAGAGUCCAGUGACUAUCUAGAUCAGUUCGACCCGCUGGAUAAAGCAAGUUCGUUCAUGCAGGGAAGAAUGAGGUCCUCCCUUGUUUUGAGGACACCCAUACCAGAGCAAAUAGAGCCAAAUUGUUACAUAAAUAACUCCUCUGUUACUGCUAGCCACUUAACAUCAAACUCUCCUUUGCAUUACUCAUCAAUGCAGUGGAAUCCAACAGCAACACCUGAAAACAGAAUAAAUAACCAAGAAUUUAGAUUUAAGAGACAAAGUCUGCAAAUUUUAGAUAACAAUGAACACUAUGGCCCAGAGAGAAAUUCUUACCCCUCUGGUUAUGCUAGCUUAGGCAGACCUAAAAAUAGACAAAUAAUUACAAACCCUGACCUCAUCACAGAUAGCUGGCAGAAAAGGCACAGUGUAGCAGAUCCGAGGUCUAAUUCAGAAUACAUCCUUGAAUCCCCCGGUCACAUGUAUUCGCCUUUUGCAAGAAUACAAGCAAACAGAAAUGCAGCAGGCAUUAACGCACAGAAUGGAUCCCAUGUGUCAAAUCUGAAUGAAGACCAAAGAUCUGUCUCUCAUUAUGAUGUCAAGAGCAUCACAGGCACAAAGAGCCCUAGUACUCCUGUUUGGCAGGAGCCACCAUCCAGAACACUGUCAGUGGCAGCCCUCGGUGUGAAUGGUCCUGAUCUACCAAAUAAACCCAGCAGUACUCAACAUUUUUCAAAGAAGGCAUCCAGCAAAAUAAAAUCUUUAUUGAACAUACCAGAGAAAAAAGAGGGUUCAUUGACAGUCUUGGAAACAGGAAGUCUCAAGUCUGGUGGCAGUGCAGACACCUUAACAGCUGAGGAUGAAAGAAAGAUUUCCGAUCGAAGAGAACAGAUUCGCCAAAGCAUAAAAAGCUCAGUCAGGACUUCCUCGGGACUCCAGGGCAGACGUAUAACUGAGGACCAUCUGACUUCAAAACCUCGAUUCAGAACUGAGGAGCACCCACAUCAACCCCAGGUCUUUGCUGUCAACACCCCUCAAAAGAAGCAUGUCAGUGCUGAUAGGAACUUGAAGCCCAGCCUUGAUGUAGGAAGCUGGAGGAACGACCGCUGUGCUGAAAACCGUGUGUACAGCAGAUAUGAACCUUUCUCUACAUUUGAAAACAAACACUCACUACACACUUCACCCACUUUUAGAAACACGCAGCCUCAGGAGAAAACAAAAAGUCUCACAAGAGGUGCAGCUGCUGUUGAACACACCGCCACCAGACCUGCACGUGGACACCAUGAAAAUAAACUUGAAAAAUUCUUUCAAAGAGUGGGGAAUCUCAUAAACAAGCAUAAGUGAAUGUGACAUUGGGUACGGUUAUGUGAUGUUUUUUAAAUCUGAUUUAUUUUUCCAGAAGAAAUUAAUUCGGAACUAAAGUAUUUUCUCUUCAGUUUACAUGGAAAUGUUAAACCCAAAUAAAGGUUUACAUGAGGUAUUAAUG